This is a messenger RNA of Sorghum bicolor (sorghum), 2501 nucleotides long. RefSeq names its product long-chain-fatty-acid--AMP ligase FadD32. NCBI's taxonomy places the organism in Eukaryota, Viridiplantae, Streptophyta, Magnoliopsida, Poales, Poaceae. The coding region runs from base 66 to 2129 and encodes 687 amino acids. The record is from RefSeq and is a predicted model, not a curated record. The transcript has a single exon.
GUACUAACAAGCACUCAAACAGCAGCAGCGGAAGCAGCUUGCAAUCGCUACGGAGGGAAGAACAAAUGCAAGAAGGCAACAGCGCUCGCGCGGCCAUGUCUACCGAGAACUACGACGCGUGCUACCCCGACCAGCCGGUGGUCGACCGCUACCUCCCCGUGUGGGCCAAGCUGCCGGCGUUCGCGACCAAGCCGGCCUUCAUCUGGGCCGACGACGACGCGGCGUCGACACGCACCGCGCUGACCUACGCCCAGCUCGACGCCGCCGCCGGGCGCAUGGCGCGCAACCUCCUCGGCACUGUCGGCAGCCUCCGCCGGGGAGAUGCCGUCCUCGUGCUCGCCUCGCCGGGCCUUCGCCUCGUCAAGCUCCUCUUCGCGUGCCAGCGUGCGGGCCUCACGGCGGUGCCCGUCGUGCCCCCCGACCCGGCCAGGUUCGACGGCCCUGCGCACGCGCACCUCCUGCGCGCCGUGUCGCAGACCAGGCCCACGGCCGCCGUCGCCGACGCCGGGUACAUCGACUCCGUUGCCAAGACGGUUUCUUCUUCCGUCGCCGCGGCCGGGGGAGACAACGCCCGGGCCCGGCUGGCUGCUACUGCUAUGCUGGGGAGCCUGCGCUGGCUGGCCGUCGACGAGCUGGAGCGGGAACGCGAGGGUGGCGGUGAUGGGCCGGGGCCCGAGGCACCGUACGUGGGCUGUGGGCCGGACGAUGUGUACCUGAUCCAGUACACCUCCGGAGCGACGGGCGUCCCGAGGCCCGUGGUGGUGACCGCGGGCUCGGCGGCCCACAACGUGCGGGCCGCGAGGAAGGCCUACGACCUGCACCCGGGCAGCGUCAUCGUGUCGUGGCUGCCGCAGUACCACGACUGCGGCCUCGUGUUCCUGCUCCUCACCGUCGUCGCCGGCGCCACCUGCGUGCUGGCCGCCCCGGGCGUCUUCCUGCGGCGCCCGCGCCUCUGGCUCGAGCUCGUCUCCGAGUUCGGGGCCACGUGCACGCCCGUGCCGUCGUUCGCGCUUCCGCUGGUGCUCCGGCGCGGCCGCGGACAUCGCCGCGACCGGCGGCGGUUGCUUGAGCUCGGCAGCCUGCGUAACCUGAUCCUCAUCAACGAGCCCAUCUACGAGUCGUCCGUCGACGAGUUCGUCGAGGCGUUUUGUAGCCACGGCCUGCGCGCCACGUCCGUCUCGCCGUCCUACGGCCUCGCGGAGAACUGCACCUUCGUGUCCACCGCGUGGCGGACGAGCGAGUCCUCCUCUGGUCACAUUCCGUCCUACAUGAAGCUCCUGCCGUCGGCGAGGCUUUCGCCCCCGCCAUCGUCCGCGGCGAACGAAGUGCCGGAGAUCGAGAUCGCCGUCGUGGACGAGGACACCGGCGAGCCGGUGGAGGACGGCGUGGAGGGCGAGAUAUGGGUGUCCUCGCCGAGCAACGCGUCGGGGUACCUCGGCCACCCGUCGGCGACCCGCGAGGUGUUCUGCGCGAGGGUGCCGGGGCGGGCCGGCGCGUGCUUCGUGCGCACAGGCGACCGCGGCGUGGUCAGGGGGCCAGAGCGGUACCUGUAUGUCGUUGGCCGGAGCGCUGACGUCAUCACGCUCGACGACGGCGUCGGCGGCGGACGGCGCCGCGUGCACGCGCACUACGUCGAGACGGCGGCCUUUGGCAGCGCGCCCGAUCGCCUGAGGGGCGGCUGCGUCGCAGCUUUCGCGACGUCGUCCACGCUUUGGUCACGUUCGCAGACCGGCGUCGUUGCUGUCGUCGCCGAGCUACAGAAGGUGAUUGCCGGCGUUGGCGAUCACAGGGGCUUGUGCGACGGCAUAAGGGCAGCAGUGUGGCGAGACGAAGGUGUCAUGGUUGGUUUGGCCGUGCUGGUCGACGGUGGGGUGGUGCCGAAGACGACGUCGGGGAAGCUACGCCGUGGCGCGGCGAGGGAGAUGCUGGCCGCCGGAAAACUGCCAGUGGUCUUUGAAGCACGGUACGACGACGGUAACGGACCGGUGGCUGCGUUGAGAACCGCAGAGGAGGAGAUGGCGGGGAAGUCAGCAGCUAGUUGGCUGGCAGGAGAGGACGGGGAGACUGGCAUGGCCACCGAAGCCUUCGGGAGCGCGAGCCGCCGCCUUCGCUUGCAGUCAUUUCUUUAGCACACAAAGGUUGGUUUCUCGUUGCAAAGCAAAUCUAUAAAUGUGAUUUCUCGUUGCUGUACGGAGUGAUCGGAAUUAGGAAGUGCUCGUUGCUUUGCUGCUGCAGCCAGCACUUUUUUUUUUAAAAAAAAGAGGAAAAACCUCUGCUUUUAAGAAAGCAAGUAGUUUAGAUACAAAUUGGGAUUACCAUUAACAAAAGGGAGUAAAAGUUGCUGAGCUGAUAACAAACCAACAACAAGAACUAGACAAGCUGAUCAAAAUUCAUGAACAUCAGUCGGCAUCGUCAAGCUUGUCUUAAAACUUCGCAUCCAGCAGACCACCAUAUCCUUCACCUGGGACAUUCUCUAUCUGUCGCCUUCCUUGAGCAAGAAC